Messenger RNA from Acanthoscelides obtectus, 2937 nucleotides. NCBI's taxonomy places the organism in Eukaryota, Metazoa, Arthropoda, Insecta, Coleoptera, Chrysomelidae. The record is from the annotation of a GenBank genome assembly.
CCAGACCAAAUACUAAAGAACUAUAUGAGAAAUGAGAGAGAAUUCGAUUAAUUCUCAUAGUUUGUGCUUAAAUUAAUAAAUAAUAGUACAUUUCUUUACUGACUGAUAUGCAUAUCAAGUAAUGUUCACCUCCUAGUUUUCCUGGCCGAAAUAUAAAAUUACAGAUGUUGAAGCUUUACUAAAAUGUUGACUGCCCAGGCAGUGUUUUGCAAAGAGUCACUCCAUCCAAAAGAUCCAAAGCACCCGCCGGAAAUAUCCUAUUACAGAACAAGAGGUGCAGGCUCAGUUAUCAAGCCCUCAAGCAAUGGCUGCACUGAACAUAGGCUUAACAUUAGAGACCGUCAAGCGUGCUAUUCGGGAGAAGUUAGAACAAACUGGCAUUGGAUAUUCGCAAGCGGACGCUUUGGUUGAAGCGGCCCUCAAUAUUCAACAUGAACAUGUUGCAGAACAUGACCAAGAUGCAUUAGAACCUAAUUUCCACGUAGACUGCGCCGUGCGGGAGGCUAUAGCCCCUGUUAAACCCUCGGAGUGUCAUAAUGUUCCUGUAGAUGUAGCAAAUGAAAUGACAGAGCAGGUGGUCGAGGAAUCUGUCAGGCCUAUUCCUUCAGCAAAGAAAACAUUGACCUUAGAAGAGGAAAAUAGACUUCUAAAAGAAGCAAGGCUGUGUAAGAUUUGUAUGGAUGCUGAAGUUGGUAUAGUGUUUUUACCAUGUGGACAUCUAGUUACUUGUGUAAAUUGUGCGCCAAAUCUUGAAGAUUGCCCUGUUUGUAGAUCUGCUAUAAAAGCUUCAGUCAGGACCUUCCUGGCAUAACAUUAAUAAGUAAAAGUUUUAAUUCAUGUUUGAAAAUGAUCACAUUUCAAAAUCUCUAUGUGGAAUGAGUCGCGAUAUUAAAAACAGUUAAUGUGUGGGUGCUACAUUGGAAUCCAAGUAUCGCUUUUUCUUCUUCUAAAGUUAAAAAAUGUGAUAUUCUGCAACAACCAUAAAAAUAUGUAACGGUAUACAACUAUGGAACUUAGAAACUUAAUCUGCCAUCUCACUGAUGAUCGAUGUUAUAAUUUACUACUAUUUAACACGUGUGCAGUGUGACCUUCUACUGAUUUGAUUUUCAUUGCUAAUCUUUUAUACUGAUUUAACAAAAGUUUUAUCACUACGUUUACACGUCCGCUAUAUGGCCUAAAAUAGUUAAAACGGUUUAUUGUAAAUCGAUUUUGUUAUAAUAAUUCACACAAUUGAAGUGGUGUAUAUCUUUUUGGAUCAUGUGAACUACGUAGCAGCAGUAUUGCUAAGGGCUAGUCCUACACACAACUUUCAAGUUGUCUUGCAAGUUUUGUAAUUCAUACUUUAUAGUAUACUAGUCUAGACCCGCGGCUCCGCUCGCGUAGAAGUAGUGUAAAGUAUAGGCCAUCCAUUUUGCAUUAGUGUGAAGGAGAAGGGUUUCAGAGGAAGAAAUACAAUACUCAAUGAAAUCCAGUAACUACUUUGGCAAUUAACUAAAAUGUAUUAAAUAUCCAUACUAGCCUCUGACCGCUUGAAUCUGCAGGUAUCUGUUUUUUUAUGAAACUUGUUAUUUAUGAAUGAUAAAUAAUAGUAGAAUAGAUAACAGCAUGGUUGCCUGGUCACAUUUCAUGAAGCCAUAUUUUGUUCCUAUGGACUUACUUUUUCAGUUGUUUGAACAAGUUAUCAGGGUGGUCAUAACGCAAAAUGGACAAUUUCUCAAAAAAAAAAAUAGAUGUGCAUUUUCACACUCCUUGAUUCUCUUUACCAUAAGCUUUUUUUUGAUAUAAUGCUUUAGGUGUUUUGUAAUAAAGCGUUAAUUUCCGAUCACGUUUCGGGUCUUUACUUCCGCGGGACAAAAUGGUGGUACAUUCAUAUUUAUCAAUUUUUAUAACGUGCUAAACUCGAAACUUCAAAUUUUAAUAGAUAUUUUUUUAAAUUUCCUACUUUAUCACAUUUUCAGUAAUAUUUUUUUUAAACCUAAUUUCUUCAUAAUUUUGCAAAAUGGUCACAUGUUUAGAAAACAAAUCUGAAAACAUGCUGUCGCUGUUUAUAAGCAACGUCCAUAAUCGUGCUGCUACUGUUUUACUGCUCUUUGUCUUUGUUAUUCCAAACGUAGUUGUUUCUAGAAAGGAAAGUCACAACUUUCAGAACACCCUGUAUACUUUGAAAAGCUUAGCGCUUCAUAGAUGGCACUGUAGCCACAUAUAUGCUUGUAUAUGCUCAUAUAGGCAGCGCCAUCUAUGAAUUACUAUCAUACAUAGCAUACAUAAAAAUAGAGAAACAGCUGUUACAACUUCUCAUAGAUGACGGCUACAAUAUCUUAUUUUACUCGGAUAAUUUUCUAGGCUCAAGAAUAUGGCAUGAGGUUGGCUUUCUUCGGGUAGAAUAUGUUAAUUAAUGAUUGGAACACAUUUUUAACUACUAUUUAAAAACACGUAACCUAAGCCAUUACUGCCAGCGGGAGCUGGCAACCGCGCUCUUGCUAGCUUGACGCUGGCGGUGGAAUACUUAUCGCGAUAGAUUCCAUCGCAAAAUCGACCAUGAGUCCGCGGAUAAAACCAUGCCUACAACCUACAAGUGUACAAAUGUUUACGUCUCUCUCCGUAUUGUGGAUCAUGCGUGAUGCUGACAGACAGCAACAAAUAACAAUUAGGAGAAAAAAUAGUUACUAAGUCGGCGAGAUUGUUGCUGAAAUUGUUUUUAAACAACAGUGAACGAACAGUCGACGAAUAGAAAUAGAUCUUCGAAAGCUAGAGCUUAAGUUAUAAGAGUGUACUUCUGCAAUACUUUGCCUUCUACCCAAAGAAAUUCAAGGAUAUUUUCUCCUAACAUUUAAGGCAAUUAACUAUGAAUAAUAAUAUAUACGUAUUAUAUAUAUACGUAAUAUAUAUUUUCAUAGUUAAUUGCCUUAAAUGUUAGGAGAAAAUAUCCUUGAAUUU